Messenger RNA from Python bivittatus (Burmese python), 2737 nucleotides. The record is from RefSeq and is a predicted model, not a curated record. NCBI's taxonomy places the organism in Eukaryota, Metazoa, Chordata, Lepidosauria, Squamata, Pythonidae.
UGCAUUCUGGACCUGUUGAAGCUUCCGGGUGGUCUUCAUGGGCAGCCUCGUGUAAAGUGGGUUGCGGUAGUCAAGCCAUGAGGUUGCCUGGGCCCAAGGGACUGUCUGAAAGGACUCCCAAUCAAGGAAAGAGUGCAACUGACGCACCAGAUGAAGCUGUGCAAAGGCCUUCCUGGCCAGAGCUGCCACAGCAGAAGCUGGAAGCCCAGGAAACCCUGAACGUAGUUGUUCCUAACUCACUUUUUUCCCCUCAAUUAAAGAGAUCUGUGCUUUUAUCAUCUUUCCUUCCAGGACUAUUCCAGUCCUUUGAUCAUUUGGGGUCCUUUUCACUGCAACACAAGAAGCAUCUAGUGUUUCUGGAUGAAAAUGCAUAUUGGUGUAGCAUUUGCUCAAAAGCAGCGAACUGUAGAGGGAUAUUUUGUUUCCCUACAUUAGGGAAAAUAUUCGAGAUUACCUAGACACCCACUGGGAAGAAGAAGAAUGCCAACAAGAUGUUGGCCUGCUGAGAAAACAGGCUGAAGAAGACUCUCAUAUGGAUGGAGUGGUGCUUAUUCCACUGGAAACCAGGGACGGGGAAGAGGAAGUUGAACGGGUUAUCCAGGCAGUGGUAGACAAUGUCCUCUGGCAGAUGUCUUCGGAUAGGAAGACUACAGCUUUAAAACAACUCCAGGGUCACAUGUGGAGAGCAGCCUAUGAAAAUGGCCGCUUGAAGGGAGAGUUCUUUAAGGAUGUCGUUCCAGCAGUGAGAAAGUGGAAAGAAGCAGGAAGGAAGGUGUAUAUUUAUUCUUCUGGGAGUGUGGAGGCACAAAAGCUUUUGUUUGGGAACUCUACAGAAGGUGAUAUUUUAGAGCUCUUUGAUGGUCACUUUGACACCAAAAUAGGCCCUAAGGUUGACAGUGAGAGUUACCAGCGGAUUGCUGCGAGCAUUGGAUGUGCCACAAACAACAUUCUAUUCUUGACAGAUGUCACUCAAGAAGCAGAUGCUGCCGAAGAAGCAGACAUGCAUGUGGCUGUCGUGGUCCGGCCUGGCAACGCAGGGCUGACAGACGAUGAAAAAUCGUAUUAUAGACUCAUAACCUCUUUCAGCGAACUGUUCCUGCCUUCCUCUGCUUAAGAUUUGCAUCUGGGACUAAGGAAAGGGGGAAAAAAGAUGGAUUGGCAGCUGAGAAAAUUCUCCUUAGCAUUUAUUGUCAUUCUUGCCAGUGAUAAGAGUCUUGGAAAGAGAAAUAUUGGACAGUUGACUUCCCUGAUGACGCAAAAUUGAACCUGAUGGAAAAUUGCUAGGUCUGUGAUCGCUUCAGCCCGAGCAGUCAUAAAGCCCUCUAGCUGUUGACUUUCUUUGGAAUUGCAAAUGGAAGAUUCAAGAGGUACAAUUCAACAGAAGGUUCUCCAGCAUGAAGCCUUUUUGAGGUCAACCAGUAGGGUGCAAAUCGCACCUCCCGUUCACUUCAAAGGGGCCAGCACUGGAGGCUUUUCUUAUGGAAUGUGUCUUGUGUGUGUACGUCAUCUUUUAUUAGCUUUAUACUUUAUUGCAAGUUUUUUUAAGUCUUGUUUUCUGUUCUUUAUUCUUGUUCGGAGUAAUCAUAGGUGAAAUCGGACAAUUUAUUAGAUCAAUUCUUUGAAAAUGUUGCAGCCUGCGCUCUCUGGAUCAUUUGUCUUGAAAAGAGAAGGAAAUCAGCACAGGCACUGUUAACUGAGUCAAACAUGGAAGCUAAUAGAAAAGCCCUGCCAACUGAGUGUGUCUGCAUGUGGAAGGCAUGAUUGAUCCUGUGUUAUGAAAGAGUUGCAUGAUUGCUCAAAGGCUGUCAUGCUUACCUGGGGAAAGCAGUGCUUUCUUGGGAUCAAAUUGCUGGAAAAAUGCAAUCUAAAUCCUGCAGAUUAGUACUUUAGAUAUUGCACUUGAAGGUGGUAAUGGAAACCCAAUUGUGUAUGACUUCACUGGCACAAGCCAUGCCACCUGUUCCUUUUAUGCGCAGCUUUGCAAGAGCAGUAAGCAUGUCUCAAUGUCAGCAACUUUUCCUGUUGAUUGAUUUUUCAAGGCUCCCAGAUGUUUCAGCAGUCCAAAACAGAAGUGCUUGUCUCUUCAGCAUGUUGCACAUUUAUGCUCUGCUAUAAGUAGUGUUCUGCCUCCCACAACCUUGCCCCUUUUCACUAUGAGUUAAGGGGAACAAUCCCAUCAUACUGAAUGGGGCUAAUGGCGAUAUUUUUUCCAUCUGACCAACAUAUUUUGGAGUUACGUCCUUCUUGGAAAUAGGCCUGUGGUAACAACUGCAAAGCUGGACAAAGUUAGUGAAACCAUAAUAUGUCAAGAACAUCCCAGUUUGGCUGGAAGUGACCAGAGAAUCCAAUGUAUGCAGCCUGGAGUCUUACAAUGGAGUAAGUGCACAACAUCUAAUCUAAUCCCUAAUUUGAUGUUCUCCGUAUAUAUACGAUGGGCAGCCCUUCCGGUAUUUGAGAACAUUGUUAGAAUCGGCCUUGCUGUUGUGUUCCAGGUGGAAAGGUCUUGGUGUUACACACAGAUGAGUAACUGAACCAGAAGAUACCAGUGUACAAUUCAUGUUGGAAAAGUCAGAUACGAUAUUAAAAUUAUUAUGUAUUGAGUUUAUAAAUCCUUUCCCAUUCUGGAUGCUAAUGGAGAGCAGUUCCACAUUGCCCAUGUAGUCAAUGUCAAUAUAGGAUUGUUGCUUUGUGGUGGUGCAUGUCUUGUCUUUAAAUAAAAUCUGUGACUGAAGUGGAA